UCUCUUUCUCUCUCCCUCCACCUGCUUAUUAUGUGCAUUUCUUUCACUGUACUUUUUGGAGAUAGAGAGAGACAGGGAGACGCAGAAAAUAACUAAUCAUCAGGCACACAACAAAGAGAAAGAGAGAGACAAUCUUGGGUCUCAGGAAUCAAAUGGGUUCGUCUUCAGGUCAGAGCAGUGGCAGCUGCGAUCUCUCAUUCAAGAUCUUAUUGAUCGGUGAUUCCGGUGUGGGAAAAAGCAGUCUCCUUGUCAGCUUCAUCUCCAACUCCGUCGAAGAUCUUUCACCCACCAUUGGUGUGGAUUUUAAGAUCAAGCUGCUCACAGUCGGCGGGAAGAAAUUGAAGCUCACAAUUUGGGACACUGCUGGACAGGAGAGGUUCAGAACAUUAACAAGCUCUUAUUAUAGAGGUGCCCAAGGGAUCAUUCUUGUUUAUGAUGUUACGCGUAGAGAUACAUUUACAAACUUAUCAGAUGUAUGGGCUAAAGAAGUGGAACUCUACUCGACUAAUCAGGACUGUGUCAAGAUGCUUGUUGGAAAUAAAGUUGAUAUAGAUUCUGAAAGAGCUGUAAGUAGAGAGGAGGGAAUAGCACUAGCAAAAGAGCUCGGAUGUUUGUUACUUGAAUGUAGUGCUAAAACUAGAGAAAAUGUGGCGCAAUGCUUUGAAGAACUUGCAUUAAAGAUAAUGGAGAUUCCUAGUCUUUUGGAAGAAGGAUCUACUGUAGUGAAGAGAAACAUUUUAAAGCAGAAACAGGAACACCAAGAACCUCCAAGUGGUGGUUGCUGCUCUUAAAAGCAAGACUCAGAUAUCAUGAACAGAUCAUGUACAUGUUAAUUUCUGCUGUCAUCGAGUUGCUUAAUUACUUGUACCAUUGAAAGUGGAAUAUUGGCACUCAGAUAACAUAUAUUAGCUUGUGUAAAUUGAUUGCUUUUGUUUUCC
Molecule: messenger RNA, 938 nt
Organism: Alnus glutinosa
Lineage: Eukaryota; Viridiplantae; Streptophyta; Magnoliopsida; Fagales; Betulaceae
Product: ras-related protein RABC2a-like
Exons: 6
Coding region: 153-791 (212 amino acids)
Molecular function (GO): GTPase activity; GTP binding
Source: RefSeq, a predicted model, not a curated record